CCGCCCUCGGUGUGCAGGCUCCUUUGUGCUGCCUGCAGCGGCGGGGAAGAACCGGCGGGCCAAGCGCCCGCGCCGCAGCGCUCUCCCUUCCCCUGGGCGGUCGCCCGGCUCGGCUCCCACGCCAUCCGCGACCCUUCCGCCCCCUCGACGGGGCUCUCCGCAGCGGGUGGGACCGCCACCCCCGCCACGCGGGCCAUCGCCGUUUUAAGCGGAGGGCCACGCCGGGAGACGGGGCGGGCCGGGCGCGCCCCCCCGGCUCCCCCACGUGGUGCGGUGCCCGUGUCUCCAGGCCGCCGGCGGGGCUGGGCGCACACGGCGUGGGGCAGCCGCCGGGGCUCUCCUGCUCCCGUCGCCGCUGCCCGGGCGGCAGAUCCGGCCCGCGGCCAUGCGCCAGAGCUGCGCCGAGCGGCCCAGCGGCGGGGCUGCACCGCCGCCGCGUCCCGCUGUAGUGGCGUGAAGCGGCGUAAGAAUGAAGCGGGCGAGGCGGGCCGCGCCGGGCCCCCUGCCCGUGCUGGGGCUGCUGCUGCUGGGCGCCCUGCCGGGGCUCUGGACGGUGCUACUGCGGCGGGAGGCGGCGGCGCUGCCGGAGCCGCGGCCGCCCGCCGGGCAGUCCCCGGGGCGAUGGGGCUGGGGGCGCUCCCCGCCGGUGCGGGGCGAGUCCGGCGGCGGCGGGCAGAAAACUUUUCGGACGCUGCUGGCGGUGCCGGCGGCGGCGACGGACCGGGAGGAGCGGGACGGUGAGAAGCGGCUCGCUGUGACCGACUCGCAGCCGCCGGCCGACGCCGCCUCUCCGGUGGAGCGGGGCAUCUUCUGGAGCCGUGAGCUGGAGGAGCAGGUGCCGCCGGGCUUCGCGGCGGAGGAGGCGGCGGCGUGGCUGGCGGCCGCCCGCGCAGCCCGCGUGGCCUCGCUGGAGCGGGGCGGCUGCGGGCGCAGCUCCAACCGGCUGGCGCGGCUGUCGGACGGGAGCCGCGCCUGCGUCCGCUACGGCAUCAACCCGGAGCAGAUCCAGGGCGAGGCGCUCUCGUAUCACCUGGCCGGGGUGCUGGGCAUGCAGGAGCGGCUGCCGCCCAUGGCCCUCGCCCUGGUGGAAGCCCGCGGGCGGCAGUGGGAGCCGGUACGCGAGGAGCUGCGCGGCUCGCACUGGGCCGAGGGCGCCGUGGUCAGCCUGACCCGCUGGGUGGACAAUCUCACCGCCGUGGUGGCUCCCGCGCCCUGGGGCGCCGAGGCGGGCGCCGGCCGGCGGCUGCAGCCGCUGUCGGCGGGGGAGCUGGUCGGGCUAUCGCCGUCGCAGCUGGUGGAGCUGGUGCAGUGGAGCGAUCUGAUCCUCUUCGACUACCUGACGGCCAACUUCGACCGCCUGGUCAGCAACCUUUUCAGCCUGCAGUGGGACCCACGGGUGAUGGGCCGCGCCACCAGCAACCUGCUCCGCGCCCCCGACGGCGGGCUCGUCUUCAUGGACAACGAGGCGGGAUUGGUGCACGGCUACCGCCUCCUCUCCAUGUGGGACCCCUACAACGAGCCGCUGCUGCGCUCCGUGUGCGUGUUCCGCGAGGGCACGGCGCGCCGCGUGGCCGAGCUGCACCGCCGCCGCAGCGCCGCCGCCGAGCUGCGCCGCCGGUACCGGGCGCGGGAGCCGCUCUGGGCGCGCCUCGGCUUCCUCUCCGAGCGCCAGGCCGAGCUCCUGCAGGCCCGCGUCGACUUCGUGCACCGCCACAUCGCCCACUGCCGCGCCCAGGCCGCCGUGCUCUGAGCUCCCCGGGGCCGCGGCGCUCCGCCUGGCUUUCCUCCGCUCCCGGGCAGCGAGGCUGACUUGGCCCGGCAGCGGCCGCGGGCCGGAGCUGACCCAGGCUGCCCUCUCGGUGCCCCGCAGUCGCUGCGGCUGCCGGGGACGGGGGAAGUAAUGGGCUACCUGCCUGCCGAGGCUGUCGAGAGGAGGGAUUGAUUCGCUUUGUCAAGAACUCUGAAGAUGCAGAACGCAAUUGCUAUAAUUACGGCCCAGUUCCACUCCAGGACUCUGCCCCCAGAGUUGGAAAAAUGAGAGGGUUCAGCAUCUUCAGUUCCUUAACUCACUUCGUGCACUCGCCCUCGUAAGAGACCUCAUAGGAAUGCAGUCAUCUUUUGUCUCGAUUGGGGUCGAGUAACUUGUUUCCUUCCAACGAAGGCAGGCAGAAAAUUUUUUUAUAUAUUAUUCCUUUUGCAACGGCAUAUUUAAGUAUGAAUGUUGAUGUUCAUAGACCAAGAAUUGAUUGCACAAUAGGGGAGCCCCUAACUAGCGAAACUGCCCUAUUUAUGAAACUUGUUUCCUACCAGUUUUCUUUAAUGAGAGUGAAUCUUUCCACUGAUUGUUAAGUCUUGUUGAUGAGAAGUGUAUAGGAGCUCAUAUUCUUAGUUUUUUUGUGGAUUCAUUGGGUUAAACUGUUCUGAUUUUUAAGGGUUUGCUUGUAAUCAUAAUUUCAUCUCACCAGUAAAGUAACUGACUAAUGGGUGGCCCAAGAAGAUCUCCCAUUUUUAAAAAAAUAUUGCUAUAUGCUAAGACUUUGACACAAUAGUUAAAGUGGAGGGAAAACUGUUUCAUGCACUUUACUUUGACUUUUUAAUAUUUUUUUUAUAGAAGACCUUUUUAUUUUACAAAGUCUGCCUUUUAUGUACAUUGUAUAUGUUCAUAAACUUUUCUGUAACAUACUAAAGAAACUGAUAUUUCAGUAAAGUGUGUUAAUGUUUUGCCUUCUGUAGCCUGGAUGUUUGCCUGAGCUUUGACAGGGAAGCAUGCAUCUGCUCGGUCUUUCCUGCUGAGUGAUGGAGGUCACCACUUCACAGCUUGUCACUCCAGUGAACAGAAUGAACUUUUACUCAUUCCCUCUGAGGCAAGGAGUGGUAGAGUUAAGCUUUCAAACACUACUCUCAUUCCUAGGUGUCCCUGAAAGGGGAAAAGCUCUUGGAGUGGCUAGAGUAGUGUGAGUGCUUCAGCUGAGUAGACAUUUAUCUGGUUUUCAAAGCCUGAAAUGGACUGCCUGGCCUAACCCUGAGAUAACUGAAGCAGCUAGCUUCAGCAAGCUGACAGAGCAGGUGAGGGCUAGCUGCUGUCAGCCUAUUUGGGUGCUGGGACUGGAUACCAACCUGGCACAGGUCAUGUCAGCUGUUCCUGCUCCAGAGCCUUGUCCAGGGAUGGCAGUUGCUUUCAGUGGUGUUCAUACUGUCUUCCCAUUUUGGUUAUCUUUGCAAUGAAGAGAUUGAGGCAGAACUGAAGAACAGGAAAGCUUUUUAAUCAUGCUGAAGUAGUUGGUGGGUUUUUUUUUCCUACAGAAGUUCUGUUCUAGGGCGAAGUAGUAGUGGUGGACGUACAAAAUAAAAUAUUGGCAUCUCUUGCUUUUUUAAAUGUACCAGUGUUCAUAGAAGAGGUCAUUGUAUGGCUUGAAAUAACGCUAGAAUAAGGACAAAAGAUAAACUAAUCCUUUUUAGACCCCAAAUGCCAGUAUAUAUCCUGGUAUAAACAAACAGCAGCAUAAUCUCUUCUACAUCUGGACAGGCAGCUCUUGAUGAAGGCAGCAGCAUGCCCCAGUGGCUGCUGUGCAAGUAGGUGCUGUUUUCAGUGUUGAGCACUAACCCUCCCUUGAACUCAGGAAGGGAUGUGCAUUCCGACCUGCAGGAGGUCUUUGGUCUAUUAAUAUUCAUUAUUUAGAUUAAACUUCACAUAAAUACAAUUUUCUUUGGCCAUUAGUGUUGUUGGGGGGUUUGGGGGUAGUUUUUUAAUAAGACAACAGUUUUACAAACAAAAAUAACGGUUGAUUAAUUAGAUAUGUUAGAUAGUGCAUCUUUGUGUAUGAGUAUUUAUUUCAAAAUGUCCCAGGAGCCUGCAAGACUAGCUUUCAUUCAGCUGCUGAACUGUCAAGGGUCUCUAUUGAACUUGUAUUUAUAGUUCACUGCAUUUAUCUCUACGAACAAUGCACAGAAUCCCAUGUGACAUUCCCUUGUCAUUUACAUGAUAAUACACAACUUAACUGUAAUUCUUAAUUCUUCUUUAGCAUUGCUUUGUAACUGGAAUGCAGCAGUUUCUGUUGCAUUCACCUCAUGAAAAUAUAUUUAAAUAAUAAACUGCUGGCAUACAUUUUAAACCAC
Molecule: messenger RNA, 4116 nt
Organism: Camarhynchus parvulus
Lineage: Eukaryota; Metazoa; Chordata; Aves; Passeriformes; Thraupidae
Gene: FJX1
Product: four-jointed box kinase 1
Exons: 1
Coding region: 470-1750 (426 amino acids)
Biological process (GO): cell-cell signaling
Source: RefSeq, a predicted model, not a curated record